Molecule: messenger RNA, 8176 nt
Organism: Castor canadensis (American beaver)
Lineage: Eukaryota; Metazoa; Chordata; Mammalia; Rodentia; Castoridae
Gene: Znf318
Product: zinc finger protein 318
Biological process (GO): negative regulation of DNA-templated transcription; positive regulation of DNA-templated transcription
Cellular component (GO): nucleoplasm
Molecular function (GO): nucleic acid binding; zinc ion binding
Source: RefSeq, a predicted model, not a curated record
GCUGCGGCGGCGGCGGCGCGCUCACGGCCCGAGUCUAGGGCGCCCUGGGUCGGAGGUGCUGCCGUGGCCGCUGCUUCCGAAGCCAUGUACCGCAGCAGCUCCCGAUCCUCCGUCUCUUCGCACCGGCUUAAAGACGGCGGCGGGGGCGGCCCGCGCACCGGCCGCAGCUCCGGCUCUUCCUCAGGCCCGGUUCGCCGCAGCUCACCGCCGCCGCCCUCUUGCUUCUCUUCGUUGCGGCCCCCGGCUCGCCGGCCCCGCUCGCCCUCCGGGCACCGCAGUCGCUGGGCCUCGCCGUCGCCGUCAACGCGGGGUCGCCGCGGUUCCCCGUCCCCACCCCGCGGCCGCCGGGCCUCACCGUCCCCGCCACGGGGUCGUCGCGUCUCCCCUUCCCCGCCGCGGGCCCGUCGCGGCUCCCCGUCGCCACCGCGGGGCCGCCGACUCUUCCCGCCGGGCCCGACUGGCUUCCGAGGCAGCAGCCGGGGAGAGUCCCGCGCCGACUUCGCCCGGGACGGCCGCGGAGACCAUUCAGGCGACAGCGGCAGCCGGAGACGCUCUCCUGGUUUGCGUUCUGACUCUUUGGAACAGAGCCUAAGGAUCACUGUUGGCAAUGACCACUUCUGUGUUAGCACACCAGAACGGCGACGGCUUAGUGAUCGGCUGGGGUCACCAGUGGAUAAUUUGGAGGACAUGGACAGCAGGGAUGACCUGACUGAUGAUUCUGUCUUCACACGAAGCUCCCAGUGCUCUCGGGGUCUUGAGCGAUAUAUUUCUCGGGAGGAGGGGCCUCUUAGUCCCUUCUUGGGACAACUUGAUGAGGACUACCGAACAAGAGAAACUUUCCUGCAUCGAUCUGAUUAUAGUUCCCAUAUCAGUUGUCAUGAUGAAUUGUUGCGGGGAACAGAACGGAAUAGAGACAAACUCAAAGGCUCCUACUCUAUACGAUCUGAGGAAAAGAGCCGGGAGGCCAAACGGCCACGUUAUGAUGACACAGAGAAGAUACACAGCAUGGGCGGGGAUCAUUCAAGUUUUACAUCAGGGACUCGCAACUAUCGACAGCGUAGGCGAAGCCCAAGUCCUAGAUUUCUAGAUCCUGAGUUUCGAGAGCUGGACCUUGCCAGACGAAAGCGAGAAGAAGAGGAGGAACGAAGUAGGAGCUUGAGUCAGGAGCUGGUGGGAGUUGAUGGUGGUAGCACUAGCUGUUCCAUUCCUGGAUUGUCAGGUGUCCUAACAGCAUCAGAGCCAGGAUAUUCAUUGCAUCGGCCUGAGGAUGUAUCUGUGAUGCCCAAGAAGUCCAUUCUGAAGAAGCGGAUUGAGGGGGACAUGGAACCUUCUGUGCAGCCUGAGAAUUUUUCCAGCAGUACCAGCUCCAGCCAUGAUCACCCUCCCUAUUCUGGACACUCAUCUCUUCCACUAAGUGGUGCUAUUGCUGCUUUUGCCUCAGAGAUUGAAAACAAGGGGACUACAGUGGAGACUCCAUUGAAGGAGCCUCAAGGCAAUCUUUACCAGUGGGGUGCCCUCACUGGGGUGCCCAAAGACAGUAGUCCUCUCAGAGAAAAAUUUGGAAGUUUUCUGUGUCACAAGGAUAAUUUGGAUUUGAAGGCUGAGGGACCUGAGCGACACACCGACUUCUUAUUGCCCCACGAGAGAGCUAGCCAGGAUGGCAGUGGUUUUUCCCGCAUUUUGAGCAUGUUGGCUGAUUCUACCAGUACACAGGAAAAAAGACGAUGUAGCUUUCCUGACAUUGAGGAUGAAGAGAAAUUUCUCUAUGGGGAAGAAGAAGAGGAUUUAAAGGCAGAAUCCCCACCAAAGUCCAUUGGGGGCUCUGAGAAUGACAUUAUGAGGCAGAAGGCAAGCUCUCUGCCCUCUUCAACUCCAGCUGUAAAGCUAGAAUCGCUUGAAGAGACCAAUCCAGAAUAUGCCAAAAUUCAUGACUUGCUUAAGACCAUAGGGCUGGAUAUUGGAGUAGCAGAGAUUAGUAAACUGGCUGCUCGAACCCAGGAACGACUGCACGGCAAGAAGCCAUCAUCACGCUCUUCAGCUGACCAUCGUUCCUCUGUUGACCGACACUUUUCAGCUGACCGCAGUUCCUCAGUUGACCACCGUUUCUCAGCUGAUCGGCACUCCUCAGAUCCCCACAGACUGGAAAGCAGGGAGGCACACCAUAGCAAUACCCACUCCCCAGAGGUGUCUCAUCCACACCCAGCCUCCCCUGUAGAUCCUUACCUGCUCACAAAAAACAGCUCUCCAUUCCUAAAGUCUGACCAUUCAGUGGGUCAUAUUUCAGGACCAGAAGUGGUUGGCAGUGGGUUUCAGUCAUCUGUUGCAGUCAGGUGUAUGUUGCCAUCAGCUUCAUCUACCCCGAUUAGACUUCCACACUCUGCUUCUUUAUCUCAGUUUCACAUGCCAAGGCCCUCUCAGUUUGCUGCAGCUCAGAUACCUCCAAAUGACCAGGGAGCUGCCAUUCCCCCUGCCUCCUUUGACACCUAUCGGCACUAUAUGGCAUAUGCAGCUUCGAGGUGGCCCAUGUACCCUGCCUCUCAACCAUCAAACCACCCUCUACCCGAACCACAUAGGAUAAUGCCAAUAACCAAACAAGCUACUCGUAGCCGUCCCAAUCUUCGUGUAAUCCCCACUGUGACUCCUGAUAAACCCAAAAAGAAGGAGUCAGUGCUAGGUUCAAUUCCUGCUGCCCAGGUGCCUGUCCAAGUGUCUAUCCCAUCACUCGUAAGAUAUAAUCCAGAAAAGAUCUCUGAUGAAAAGAACCGUGCCUCCCAGAAGCAGAAAGUUAUUGAAGAGAGGGAAAAAUUAAAGAGUGAUCGGGAAGCCCGCCAGAAAAAAAUGUCCUAUCUCAGAACUGAGUUGGAGCGGCUUCAUAAACAACAAGGGGAAAUGCUGCGCAAGAAACGAAGGGAAAAGGAUGGUCACAAAGACCCACUUCUGGUCUUUGUGGGUCGGCUUCAGGAUAACAUUAUGAAGGACAUUGCAGAGCUACGACAAGAGGCAGAAGAGGCAGAGAAGAAACAAUCUGAACUGGACAAAGUAGCUCAGAUCUUGGGAAUUAACAUCUUUGAUAAAUCCCAGAAAACUUCAAAUGAUAGUAAAGAGCCUACAGAGAAGCCUGGGAAAGCAGAAAAAUCUAAGAGCCCAGAAAAAGUGUCAUCCUCAAACUCUUCCUCCAACAACAAGGAAUCAAAGGUAAAUAAUGAGAAGUCCCGAGUUAAGAGCCCUAAGCCUGCCGAAAGCCCCCAGCCAACUGCUAAACAGUCUGAUCAGCCCAUUUCUGCUUAUGAAUAUUAUGAUGCUGGCAGUCACUGGUGCAAAGACUGCAAUACCAUCUGCGGGACCAUGUUUGACUUCUUCACCCACAUGCACAAUAAGAAGCACACACAGACACUGGAUCCCUACAACAGACCUUGGGCUUCAAAGACUCAGAGUGAGGCCAAGCAAGAUGCUGUAAAGCGCACUGACAGGAUAACUGUUCCAGCAAAAGGUUCUGAAUUUCUAAUUCCCAUCACUGGAUUUUAUUGCCAGCUCUGUGAGGAAUUUUUGGGGGAUCCAAUUUCUGGAGAACAACAUGUGAAGGGUCACCAACACAAUGAGAAAUACAAGAAAUAUGUGGAGGAAAACCCACUGUAUGAAGAGCGACGGAAUCUGGACCGCCAAGCUGGCUUGGCUGUGGUCCUAGAGACAGAACGGCGACGGCAGAAUGAGCUAAAGCGCAAACUUAGUGAGAAACCCAAGGAAGAGAAGAAAGAAAAAAAGGCAAAGAUUGUGAAGGAAGUAAAGGAAGAUGACAAGGUUUCUGUAGAAUUAGAGGACCAAGUCUCUGAGGGUGGGAAUUCCCCUGAAAAAUCUGAAAAUAAAAGGAACAUUAGCAUCAAACUACAAGUAAAAGAAGAGGUAAAGAAGGAAUCACCAAUACCAUCAUCUUUUGGAAAAUUCAGCUGGAAGAAGCCAGAAAAAGAAGAGGAAAAAAGUUCAGUGGUAAAUUCAAGUGUCCUUAAGGAAGAGAUUGUGGAAAACAGUAAGGACAAAGAAGAUGGCAAAGCUGAAGCUGGGAAGGCAAAGCCCAUCAAAAUUAAGCUUUCUGGGAAAACUGUUGUUGCACAUACCAACCCUUGGAUGCCUGUUGUUACAACUUCAACACAGACUAAGAUCCGACCGAACCUGCCUAUCCCAUCCACUGUACUCCGCAAGUCAGGUUCAGCCACAGUGAGCAAGCCUGCUCCUCUUAAUACCUUUCUGUCUAUCAAGUCCUCUGGAACCACUGCUAAACCUCUGCCAGUGGUUAAAGAGUCUUCAGCUGAUCUGCUCUUGCCCCCAGAUAUCAUCUCCAAAGCUUUUGGAGGGGAAGAGGUGAUUCUAAAAGGAUCUCCAGAGGAAAAAUUGGUGCUGGCUGAAAGGAAUGAGCCAUCCCAUAUACCUGAGCAAAUGUUGCCACCACCUCCUCCUCCUCCUCCUCCACCACCACCACCACCACCACCACCGCCACCUCCACCACCACCACCACCUCCACCACCCCCAGUUAUACCUCAUCCAACUGCUCCAUCUCCUGCUCAAGCAAAUGCUGUCUUGGCUCCAGUAAAAUCUAACUCAGUUGUAUCUCAGACCCUCAGUCCUGGAUUUCUGGGUCCUAACAUUUUGAACCCAGUGUUGCCUGUAGCCUUUAUGGCCUCAGCACAGCCAGUUGCCAUUCCUUCUGAUGAAACAGCUCCUGGGGUGAGUGAGAGCGACCGGGACCAGACCCUAUUCUCGGUGUUAGUACGUCCUCCACCACCCCUCUCAAGUGUAUUCAGUGAACAAGCCAAAAAAGUGGAGAAGCGAAAUUCAUGCCUAGCUACUGCCAAUGCUAAGGACCUGUAUGAUAUAUUCUACAGUAGUGGUGGAAAGGGAGCCUCUGAGCCGAAGCUAGGUGGUGGACCAUUGGCCAAUGGGGAAAAUAGCAACCUGUCUAAAACUGAAAGUUCAGAUACCUCUUCCACUUCUACUUUGAACAGCAGUGCAUCCCAAGAGGAGUUGCCUCGAGAUAAGGGUUUGGGCCCUGCUCCUACAGUCAGCAGCCCUGAAAAUCCCAUUGAAAAAACUCUGGUGCCCAUAAAGAAAUGGCCAGUUGUAGAGCAAGUAGACCCAAAAAGCAGAGGCAGCAGCUACAGCUUCUUACAGCCUCUGACAAGGUUGUGCCAAAACAGGUCUUGUGAAACUGUUACUCCAAAGACAGAUACUUUGGCUUCUAGCUCCCUUCAUAGUGAUACUGAUAGAGAUAUACCUCCAGAAGGGAAAAUUGAGUUUGGCCUGGGAGAGCCAAGGCCAUCUGGUGCAGACCCAGCUCCUCAGCUGUCAGAUACACACUGUCAUAGUAAGGAAUCUCAGAAAUUGGUAGAAAUUCAUCUCACAGAAUCUGGUAACCAAGAUAAGGAAAGCCAAGAGCUUAACCGAUCUGAGGAUUGUAGAGAAAGUGAGGUAGAGACAAACACUGAACUAAAAGGAAGGGUAGCAGUUGAUGAAGGAGCAGGUACCAACGUUGAACCCCACAGCAUAGCAGAUUCUGAUUUAACUCUUGGGAACAGAUGGGAAGGAGUAGAACAACCUAAAUUGCUGAUGAUUGAUGAAGAAGCAGAACAAUCUAAGACACUGAUGACAGGACAUGAAACUCCAAGUAACGUAGUAAUUGAAUUGAGUAGUUCACAGGCUUUCUGUUCCACAAAGGUAAAAAUAGGCUCAUUUCCAUCAGAAACUAAGUCUUUACUCCAGAACCCACAGAAUAUGCCUGGGAAAAUUUCUGCCCCAGAAUUGCUUCUUCUGUCCCCAGCCAGAUCGGAUAGUCACCAAAAGAAAGGAGUUACAGCUAGUAGUCAAGAGUGGCUAGAAAAUUCAGCUCCAGAAUCAGCUUCUAGAAGUUCUAGAUACAAAAGCCUCAAACUCAAAAGAGAAAGAUCAAAAGAUUUUCAAGGUAAAAUUGUCUGUGAGCUGGCUGUUUGGGACAAGAACAAGAGGUCAGAGACCUGGCAAAGCCCAGAGAAAACAGAAAUGAAAGCUGUGGAACCAGGAGAUUUCUGUCAAGAACUAACAGUGACAGUAGACAGUAAAGCCUCAGAAGACUUUGAAGCUACACAUUUACAGGUAGAAGAACUUGCUGCACCAGGGGAUCUAGGAGUCAUGCAUGUUGAUUUCUGCAAUACUCAGGUAGACCCAGCACACAGAUCCCCAACUGCCCUGUCUCAGAAAGAAUAUGAAGAAAAUUCUUUAUCACCUAUAGGAUGUAAUACCUCCACCCUCAGUGACUUUGAACCAAUUUCAUCUUUUUCUGAGUUUCCGUUAGAUUCUCCCCAAACCCUGGUGCUUAACUUUGGAAUAGAGGGUAAACACAACUCAUCUGAUCCCAGAAGUGGGAGAAUCACUUCUAACUAUUUGAAAACUGGACUUCCUAUAGAAAAUAUUGAGCAUGGCUUAGGGGGCCUAGAAGGAACACACCAGGCCCUUGACCUACUGGCAGGAGGAAUGUUGCCUGAGGAAGAAGAAACUUUAAAGAAGCAAGAGUCACUCAGAUUGGAAUCCGAAACAAUUACUCAUAUAAGCCUUGGGCCAUCUCCUUGCCUUCCAGACCUUGUUGACUUUGUUACUCGGACAUCUGUAGCUCCAAAAGAGAAACUAUGUUCUCCACUCUCUGAACCAGAUGACUGUCCUAAGUGUAGUUCCCUGGAGUUGGGUCCACUACAGCUAGAAAUUCCAAAUGCAUCCAUCCCAGAGAUAGCAGUUCCUCAAGCAGUUGAGGACAAUGAUGAUUCUUUGAAUUUGGUAAAAACUCCAACUUCAAGGAUAGUUGGAGGCAAUAUGGUCCCUCAGGAAAUGCCUGAACAAGAAGUCACAGUUGAUGCCAUCCAGGACCACACAGAAUCCAGUGUUCAUGACUAAGCUACUUGUGGAUGAAUCAGAUUGGCUUCUAGAAAUCAUAUGCUUAGAUGAUUCUAGGACUAGUUGGCAAUUUCAUCUGGAACCUACACCAAGAGAUUCAAUCACCAUCUUACAGUAAACAUUUGUGGAAGCUAAAAACUUUUACCUCCUUUUUUUCUUUUUCUUUUCCCCUUAAAAUAUCAGACAAAUCAAUCAUAACAACUUCUAUAAAUAUCUGUAAAAAAUUUUUUCUGUUAAUUUUUUUUCUUUUUGGCCAAAUUAUUUUCUCCUACUUUGUCAUUAAAAUCAAAUGUCUAUCUGGCUCACCACAUAGUGUGCUUUAAUUGUAUUUUGGCUUUAAUGCUGCCAUUUCUGGAAUGUGAGGGAGGAGGAGGGGGACAGAGCUGAUUUCUCCGAUUGCUGUGUUGUAUCCCUACCUAAUUUCCUGGGUAGCCGAUGUAUCUCUGGGAAAAAACUAGGGAACUUGCAGAAAUGGAUAAUUUCUACUGAUGAAGGAAGAAUUGUUCAUCUCUUAGGCUUCCAUUUGAAUGGGCCUGCCUUAACAUUGAUUGAAAUCCAGCGUGAGUAGCCCUUUUGUUUAAUGUUCACUUUCCUUUUUGGCAUGUCAGCUCCCAUACUUCCUUUGUUCUGUUGCCUUUGCUUGAGAUGGCUCUGCUAAUCUAUAAACUUGUUUGGAAAUAGCCUCAAUAAACAUGGAAGAAAAUUUGACAGGCUCACUUUUGGAAGACAACAAAUCGGUAAGGCAUUCUUAGCUCAAUACCAGGAGCAGAUAUGUUUUGGAGCUCACUUUUACUUCUUAAAUGGUCUUUGCUCAUUGUAUUGUGGUCUGGUAACUCUUUGUAUUAAAUUGUUUAGCAGCCUUUCUGUUCUGAAGAGAUAGAAGGUCUGAAACUUGUCUUGGAAUUGGACUCAUUCUCUGUUCCAUAAACCUAUAUGUAUCCUUCUACUUCUCCCUUUCCCAAGCUGUUUCCACCAUAGUGUGAUGUUUUGGGUUGUACAUUUUGUUUAAAAGAUUAAAGAUUUUAUGAAUUGGCUUGGACAAGUUUAACUUUAUUUUUAAUGUGUUAAUUUCUUGGAAUAAAUGCAUUAAUCUUAUGUUUCUUUCUGGAUUUUUGUUUUGAUACCACACACUUUUUUUUCUCAGUAUUGGGGUUUGAAUUCAAGGUCUCUUGUUUGCUAGGCAAGGAAACCACACAAUUUGAAUUUCAAAGGAAAACUAGAAUAGUGAACCCCUGCUACGCUAUUGGCUAUCCCCAUCCAUAAC